Paramacrobiotus metropolitanus is the source of this 1387-nucleotide messenger RNA. RefSeq lists its product as uncharacterized. Gene Ontology annotation, cellular component: extracellular region. Gene Ontology annotation, molecular function: chitin binding. The coding region runs from base 54 to 1127 and encodes 357 amino acids. The record is from RefSeq and is a predicted model, not a curated record. NCBI's taxonomy places the organism in Eukaryota, Metazoa, Tardigrada, Eutardigrada, Parachela, Macrobiotidae. The transcript is spliced from 3 exons.
UUGGCCCAGAUCGCGUCGAUCAUGAACGUGAAUUAAAGUGGUACUUGGAAAUCAUGCAGUGUAAUGCGGCCGUGAUAGUGUUAUUGUACACGCUGUUGGUCACUAACCAGGUGACCUUUGGGUAUACUGCUGGAGAACAUGCCGGGAAGUAUGCCAGACGGGGCCAUCUAAUGCUGGAUGAUCUGGAACGGAAGAAAAUCUACGAGCGGAGUCCAUCGCACAGCACUUAUGAAUUCCUAACGCAGUAUUACAGUUUCAUUUGUCAUCAGAAAAGUCCAGGAUAUUACGGUGAUCCCCAUUAUGAUUGCCGGAUAUUCCACGUUUGUCAACCCGAUGGAAGGAGAGAUACGUUCUUUUGUCCGGCAUGGACACGCUUUAACAACAACGUACAGAUCUGCGAUUGGCAGCAUAACGUUGAUGAUUACUGCACUUCACGGUACGCCCAAUCGCACAGCGACAACAACCGACUUCCGGCCAACAGUUAUCUCCUACAACAACCCACCGUCCACACCAGAGUGGAAGCUCUCCCGGAAUCACCGCCGCCGACAGAAGAACACGACCGCUACCGCAACAAAUACGAACAGCAAGAAUACUACAAAUCCGUGUACGACCAGCAGGAACCCAAACUGAAAUUCCUCAUGGACGAACGCCCGGCGGUCUACUACCCCAAACGCACCCUACUCUACCUUCCGCAACCGCACUUUAGCCACCCGGACCCGGUCGCCGACCUUCCAGUGCCGCUGCAGGAAGACAACGCGGCGAAAGAAGCCCCACCCCCGCCGCCGCCCGAACCCGUGGAGGUCCUGUCGGUGGUGCAGAUGGUGGUCCCGGAGGAGACGUCGACGCUGACCCCGGAGGAUCCGGCGCGGCCGCGAUUCCCGAGCGAGCACAGUACGAGAGUGGUGGUGCACGUGAUCCCUCGCAUGUUAUUCCGGUCCCACCCACAACCGACUACGCGGUUUUGCAGAGUCCUCCCGGGUCCGGAGGAGAGGUUGGUGGCGGCGGAGGAGGAGCCGGAAACGGAGUCGGCAGCGGCGGACACGCUGGCCCCGAAGGCCAAAGUCCUGCUCAUGUCGCAUCCCCAGAGGGAAGUGCUCAUCCGGCAGAAGUGGAUCAUGCCGGUCUGAAUGCGGCCUUUGAUCUGGGCCCGGUUAUUGAGUUGUGGAUACCCACGCCAUUUAAGAAAAUUAUUUAAACUAAACGUGCGGUGCAGUAGCGGGAUAAAGAUUGAACGAACGUUUUUGUGAAUGGCGGUUGUAAGUCUGAUUGUAAAUAAAUUUUGUGUAUAUAAUUCUUGCAGUUAGUGUGGCGGAUGUUUGUAAUAAUUUUAUGUACACUACAGACGCGCUUGUUUAUUAAUGUAUUUUUUUUAUAAAAGCUCUACUUC